UCUGUCAAAUGAAUAUAUUGUGAUUUGUGAUUUUAUUAUUUUUAUUUGUGAAAAUUUCGAUUUUAUUUACUCCGAGUUCCGACUUUGUCGGUAAUCGGUAUUUACUAGCCAUUAAUGUUAUUAAGUUUCCUGUAAACUUUGUUGUAGCUCCACGUUUUGUAAAAAAUAAAAUGUAUAGCAAUGUAUACGUUACUCCACGGUUUUUAUAAAUAUAUUGUUCAAAAAGACGAAUACUUUGUGUUGAUAUUAGGACUUGAUAAUGCGGGGAAAACGACAUAUCUGGAGGCUGCUAAAACAAAAUACAACAAAAAGUAUAAAGCGAUGAAUCCCAGCCGAAUCACAACCACAGUAGGGUUAAAUAUAGGUAAAAUAGAUGUAGAUGGAGUUAGACUUAAUUUCUGGGACCUUGGUGGACAACAGGAGUUGCAAUCACUAUGGGAUAAAUACUAUGCAGAAUGCCAUGGUGUUAUUUAUAUUGUAGACUCUUCAGAUAGAGAAAGGGUGUCCGAGUCAAAAGAAACUUUUGACAGGAUGAUCGCGUCAGAGCACCUGUCCGGGGUCCCGCUGUUGGUGCUAGCGAAUAAGCAAGACAUUCCAGACUGCAUGGGUGUGCACACAGUCAAACCAAUCUUCAACCAGAAUGCACACUUGAUAGGCGCUAGGGACAUUAUGCUGAUGGCUACAUCUGCCUUAACUGGAGAUGGUGUGGACGAAGGCAUACGGUGGCUAGUGGACUGCAUAAAGAGAAACAGUGUGGAGAGACCGCCGCGAAAUCACGACGACAAUUUAUAAUCCAAACAUCUGCGGGUUGCGACAUCCACAAUAUUUAUUAUACCACUGCAAUACCAACACAAUGAAUAUUAAUUAGCUUUCCUAUUAAGAUAAUGUUGUGACUCGUCCCAUUGUUUUGUACAUACAUUAUUGACGUUUGAAAAUAAAACAUACGAACUGUGCUGA
Molecule: messenger RNA, 957 nt
Organism: Maniola jurtina (meadow brown)
Lineage: Eukaryota; Metazoa; Arthropoda; Insecta; Lepidoptera; Nymphalidae
Gene: Arfrp1
Product: ADP-ribosylation factor-related protein 1
Exons: 5
Coding region: 181-792 (203 amino acids)
Biological process (GO): protein localization to organelle; intracellular protein transport; Golgi to plasma membrane protein transport
Cellular component (GO): Golgi apparatus
Molecular function (GO): GTP binding; GTPase activity
Source: RefSeq, a predicted model, not a curated record